Messenger RNA from Annulohypoxylon truncatum, 4230 nucleotides. RefSeq names its product VPS9 domain-containing protein. The transcript is spliced from 3 exons. Gene Ontology annotation, biological process: early endosome to late endosome transport. Gene Ontology annotation, molecular function: SNARE binding; guanyl-nucleotide exchange factor activity; phosphatidylinositol binding. Lineage: Eukaryota; Fungi; Ascomycota; Sordariomycetes; Xylariales; Hypoxylaceae. The record is from RefSeq and is a predicted model, not a curated record. Gene Ontology annotation, cellular component: early endosome; transport vesicle; plasma membrane. The coding region runs from base 128 to 4081 and encodes 1317 amino acids.
CAGAGCUCCAAGCUAUUGACAAUUUGAGACCUCAUCAAUCAACCCACGAAACUAUUUAAAUCCCGGCACUAAGCUGGGGAGGAGGAAUGGUCGAGAAAAUCCGACAGAAACAGCUACAGCUGCUUGAAUGCAACCCUUGAAUCCCUUCCUCGCCUCUUUCUUCAAACCAGGAAGUCCUAUCGUCACCCAGUGCACUCCCGUCCACCACCAUAUCCUUCUAGUCCCAACUACCGAGUUUUUCCUUACCUCCCGCGAAACCGAAAGCGGCCUGUCUCUUUCAGAUAUCGUAGGAUCUGAAGACUUUCUGGGAAGCCAUGUACUCCGAGUUCCCAGUCCGGCUACCGCUGCGGGAGGGAAGGACACCGUCGGGAACUUGCGCGAACAGAGGGGCAAGCCGAAACAGUAUUCAACGUUAAAUGGGCGCAGUGUUGUCAUUAAGGAUAACUUUGUCUAUAGUAAUAAGGGAUUUAAGACGCUUGCUCAAGCACAGUUACUGAAUGAUUCCGUUUGGUACGCUGAUAGCAUCGAACCACGGCAAUGGCUUAUAUACUAUAUAUCGCGACCCUUAAUCGGCAUCUGGGCAGACAAAGAGAUACCGCGUGCGAUAUUUAUAGAGGGUAUGGCCAAGAGGAAGCUUGCGGAAGCUAAGCAGGCAGCAGCUAUUGAGAAUGGCGAGCCCAGUUUACCACGAAAAAAGGAGAUCCAGAGUUUUCAUGACCUUUUAAAUCAUUUCCCGAUGAUCGCAAGGCAAAUGCAGCCCGGACUAGAGAAACUGUUUAGGGAGUUCACGACGAUUUUCGAGAGGCCGUUGCCCCCUCCCCCAUCUGCGACACAUAUCCCCGACCCCCUUCCGGACGGUCCUAUUGUGACUGCUAUGAAAAGGGCCCGUUCUAACAGCUUGUCUGCGCGAAGAAAUAGUUUAGAAGGCCAGGAAAGUGAAAGUUCUCGACCAACUGAGAACUUCUAUGCCGAGGACGAUGAAGAUGUUAUGAGAGCCUCGUUAGAGACGGCGGUAACAAAUGCCAUUGACCUCUUUCAAAGUGUUGACAAGCAGCAGCUUUCUAUGCUCGGCGCGACGACUGAACUUACUGGGCCAGUCGUUGAACGGCUGAUCGAACGCUACGUGAGCGAGAGUGUUCAUAAUCUUAUCUGGCCUCGGCUGGCUGCGAUGCGGCGUCCAGAUGAUCUUGAACUUGAAGCAAAGAUACGGCAAAUGGAAUUUAUCGACAUAUCACAAUUAGGCAUCUUCAUUGAAGGCGGCCCCAGAGCCAAACAUGAGCUUACGUUCAGACUCGGUCACGCAGUCGACGAGUUCCGUAAGAUGACUUCAUCCAUGUCUCCGCAAGAAAUGAUGGAAAUUUUAUUGUCGACGAUGAAAGCCGCCACGCAGUUGACUGAACAACCCCAGUCAAGUGCUCAACCUAACCCGACAUCCGAAAAGCCUACCAUCACCGUUAAUGCUGAUACACUUGUAUCCCUGCUUUUAUUCGUGUUGAUUCGAUCUGGCGUGAAACACCUUCAAGCUCGAUUGAUCUAUAUAAAACACUUUGUCUUCAUCGACGAUGUGGAUAGUGGCGAGAUAGGUUAUGCUCUCAGUACGUUCGAAGCAGUUCUUCAAUAUCUGUCUACAGAUUCAAGUAGCUUAAGAAGGGCAAGCCGUCGGAAUAAAGCACUGUGGGAUGCGGCUAAAAGGGGCGACAUGGAUGAACUCAAGAGAAUGAUGGACCCAGAUACAAAUUCUAUCGACGAAGAACAUCUCGACUCUCCGAUCUCGGGCCAUGCACCUUCGGUCAGCUGGAGCAUGGUUAACGGCUCGUCAAGGAGAUCCUCGGCAGCCUUCACGCCAUCAGAAUCUUAUUCCCAAGGAUCAGGAUUAAGCCAUGUGUUUCCAUUUCAGAGCCAAGCAACGAAUGAUUCUUCAGCCCCCUCGGCGAAAAGGAUCAAGAGAGUCUCUAUGGAUACUAGGAGUAUGUCAAGUGGUUCUGAAUAUUCUUAUCACUCUAGAGCUGGGAGCGUUGUCACACUUGGAAGUGGCCUAGAAGGGGAUACCUCGAUUGAACGAUUGUGCCAGACUGAAGAUGCGUUCGGAGAAUCCAUUCCGAUGAUGGCUGUUCAAAAUGAACGAGCCGAAGUAUUAAAGUAUUUGCUUUCACUCGAUGAUUAUUUCCCAGCCAAUGUCAUUUUGGACGAUUGCAAUAACGAAGGUACCAGCCUGUUAAGCGCUGCCGUUCAACUCGGCAAUACGGAGUUAAUUGAUGCGAUUCUCGAUUUUGUCGUGGCGUCGUCUCCCGAACCGCAGAUUCGGAAUUAUCUAUCCUUGCAGGACAGUCGGGGCCGAAGCGUCGCACACUACCUAUUCCACGCGCCGUCCUUAAUCGCGCGCAUCGGUAAGUUGCUUCCUUGGCGGCAAAAGGAUAAAAAUGGUCAAACGCCACUGUUUGCUCUUUGUCGCUCGUACGACCACCAAAAUUACCACGAUAUGGUCGAGGCCGGCCUCGAAGUAGCGACACAUGCGCAGGGCGAUAAUCAGCCACUUCACCUAGAUCAGCACGUGGACUCAAAGGGAAAUACCCUCUUGCAUAUCAUCAACGAUCACCAAUUGGCGGUUAAGAUUCUUAUACAGUGCGAUAUCGAUGUCAAUGCGACAAACGACAAGAAGUUUACCGCUCUGAUGGUAGCGAGUAAAUAUGGUCGCUUCGAAAUGGUUAGAGCGAUGUAUUCGGAUCCGAGAGUAGACGUAUACGCAAAGGAGCUACGGGGACUCACCGCAGUAGAAUUAGCAAAGGACGACGAUGUUCGGAAUAAGAUUGACGACUUGACAUUAUUCACUAUGCCGCCUGCGGAAGACGGCCGCAUUACGGGCGUUGUCAGGUCAUUCUUCGUUGAAGACGCUACUAUUCGACUGGUCCUCAAAUCGGGUGCCCCCGUAGAUCAUGAGAGCUACACUGUCACCACAUGUCGUCGCUCCUUCGCGGACUUUGAGCGCCUAGCUAAUUUGCUAUCUGUGGAAAACCCAGCCUCAUGGAUACCCAAAAUAAUAAGUCAACGGUCACCAUUCCAGAUCCCUUCGAAGCCUUCAAGGGCCGUAUUGAAAGACCUCCAAAUACGGACGGACUCUUUCCUUAAAAUUCUCUUAGCCCAUCCUACCUUUGCGACGCAUGAAAUGCUAUGGGAGUUCUUCCUGGUACCCGACGUACAAACAGACAUGAUAGAACAGCGUAGCCGGUUAAAAGCCGCGACUAGAGCUGAGAAGGUGAGGGACGAGUUCGAGCCUCUAGAAGAUAUCCGCGAAGUAGAGCAGUUUGUGGAUCACGCCCGAGAUAUGGUUCGCAGUGUCAACUACUCAACUAAAAGUGUUGCACGGCGAGCUAACGCUAUCGGCGUUGUUACUAAUGACUUCUACGACGCAGCGAGCGAAGUAUCACGAGAAGUCGCUAAUCUUGCAUUUGUCCCGCCAAGUCAUAUUUCUGCGUUCGAGGCUUAUGUUUACACACUUAUACCACCACAAUCUAAUCCGUCAUACUUAUUUCAUAAUUCUUUCUUAGCCGUCCAAUCUACUAUCCAGGCUAUGCUCGCAUCUCUAUCCCGACCACCUCAACUUGUUACCCAAAUUGUAUCUUGCCGUAAGGCAAUAGAACGUAAUUACAACUCCGUCUCGCGCUCAACAAGAUGGCCCCUCGGCCUGCUUGACGAAACACGUCAGCGAAUUAACGAGGAUAGAGAAGAAAAAGCAAGGCGCGCUCAGACCGAGGUGGAUACUCUGAGUAAAGAACUCCGGUACACGCAGCAGACGGUAGCAAGCGAGCUAGCGGGAUGGGAAGAGAUGCACGAGCGUAUGGGCCGCAAAGCCAUACGGGAGUUCGCCAGGGGCAUGCUCAUCUUGGAGCGUGAGCGACUGCAGGGUCUACGCAGGGCACAGCGGAAACUACAAGAUUUGGAUUUGGACUUUGGCAAUGGACCCCAAGGAUCAGGUGUUCGUAAUAAUGAGGAGGGCGCGGUAAUCGAAAACGGCGUUGGCAAGGAUCCAGCGGAAGGCGAGUCUAGUACAUCCGGUGAGGCGUUUGUGGAUAGAGUAGAGUAGAUCUCGGUGACGGUUUGAGGUGGUAACUCGGAUACCUCAGUAAAAGGCCGUUGUAUAGCAAUGCUGAACUUGUCGCAAUUAUCACCGCCACCAUAGCUAUCCACGGAUGUGUGUACCACCCGGGUCGUAGCCUUCCCGUGCUCGCGCCG